UCCCAAACCCCCGGCGAGCAUCCCGAGUGUGCGGCGGCUCUGGCGAGCGCAGGGAAGGGCCUGUGCCGGGGAAUCCCGGUGCGGAGCGGCGGGACUGAGCACCUGGGCAGCGGACAGGGGAGCUGGGGGCGCCCGGGACCCCCGGCGUGAGCUCCCCCUCCGGGCUGCCAUUGGCCCCGCUCCAGGGCCGAUAUUAGAGCAGUAUUGCCCCGGCGGGGCACGGUGCUGCCCCGUGGGUCAUGGACCUGGGGUACUUUGCUCUGGCCUUUCCGCCGGGGCUGUGCCGCGGGGCCUCGCAGGUCCCGUACCCCCAAGGAGGGGACGACGCGUUCCCGGCGCUGGGCGCCCCGGCCAGCGCCGCACUCCCCCCGCAGGCGCCGGGCCCCGGCUGCCGUCCGUCCCGGGCCGCCGGACCGCCGGGCCACGCUGCCCCCAUCCUGCCCGGGAGCGGCCGCCCGCCGCCGCCGGAGCCUGGCCGCCGCUGCCCCUGCCCCUGCCCCUGCCCCUGCCCCUGCCUCGGCGGGGACGGCGGGCGGCUGCGGCUCCUCUCGCCCUGCCCCGGGGCCGCCCCCGCGCCCGGCUCCCCGGCUCCCGCCGCGGCCCCGACGGCGCCCCGCACCUUCGAGUGGAUGCGAGCGAAGCGGAGCCCGCCAGGGAGAAGCGGCGCGGCUCCGUGCGGGGGGGAACCUUCCGCCUGCUCCGCACGCACCAGCUUCAGCACCCGGCAGCUGACGGAGCUGGAGAAGGAGUUUCACUUCAGCCGCUACCUGUCGCGGGCCCGCCGCCUCGAGGUGGCCCGCUCGCUGCGCCUCCGCGACGCCCAGGUGAAGGUGUGGUUCCAGAACCGCCGCAUGAAGCAGAAGAAGCGGGAGCGGGAGGCGCUGGCCGCCCCCGCCGCCGAGACCGCGGCUGUCCCGGGCAGCCCCGCCUGAGGCUCCGCGGGGACAUCGGGGCUGGGCUGGGCUGGGCUGGGCUGGCAGCCGCGUGUCAUUUCACGCGGGACCGCGGCCGGGCCGUUCCGCUGCUUUUUCUGUUGCGACCUUAUGUACGGUUUUAUUUGUAAGGAUCCAGGGAAAACCGCUGGCCCGGAGCGCCGCUGCUCGGUGUGGGACCGCGCCGAGGCGGCGGGCGGGUGCAGCUAGGAGGUAGCCCAAGGCAGGGAGGGAGCGGCUCUGCCAG
This is a messenger RNA of Oenanthe melanoleuca, 1179 nucleotides long. RefSeq names its product homeobox protein Hox-D1-like. NCBI's taxonomy places the organism in Eukaryota, Metazoa, Chordata, Aves, Passeriformes, Muscicapidae. Gene Ontology annotation, biological process: regulation of transcription by RNA polymerase II. The transcript is spliced from 2 exons. Gene Ontology annotation, molecular function: DNA-binding transcription factor activity, RNA polymerase II-specific; RNA polymerase II cis-regulatory region sequence-specific DNA binding. Gene Ontology annotation, cellular component: nucleus. Bases 240 to 932 code for a protein of 230 amino acids. The record is from RefSeq and is a predicted model, not a curated record.